AUGCCUGACUACGACUCCGGCUCGGAACCGGCCACUCCUGGGGAGGAUUACUCUUUGAGCACUCCGACCUCGCCGGGCUACAUCGACGACGACAAUGAUUCCGAAGCUAGCACUCCGCUCGACCCGCCGAGCGGGGGCUCCGACACCCAACCGAGCUAUCCCCCCAGCGAACCACCGCGCCGCGUGCCCUCUCUACGAACCGUUUCCGAUCCUCAAAAGACCACCCAUAUGAAUCCGACUUCGAGCGUCACAGGGUUAUUAAACACCGCAAGAAGGCCAGCCCCAAGCGCCAAUAGUUUGCCCUCCGACAUCAUGCAAAGGGCGCGCGCUCUCCAAGAGCAGCGCAUGAAUAUGGCCGCGCGGGCGGCCGCUGGAACGGCCGCAAACCUGAGCAGGCCGGGUAUAAAUGUGAACGUAGGGAGUGGCGUCGGUCACAACACCGGAGGGCUUCCAGGAGGACUCCCAGGAGGACUUCCAGGCGGGUUGCCGGGGAAUCUUAAACUACCAGGUGGCAUGGCCCGUCCUAUGCCCCCAAAUUUUCCCAAGUCGGCACCUGCAGUACCAGGUGCGAGGAAGCCUCCGAGCCUGAGCGAAAGGAGGGCUAUGAAGCUGGGUGGCCUCUCAGGACCCGGCAGCCCUUCUCCAGCUCCAACACCAAAACUUCAAGACCUUGGCGAGGACGCAUCGAGCAAACCAUCAGUUAACGGGGAAGGACGAGGGUCCAAGCUGAGCGACUUCAAAAACUACAUUGAUGCCGACAAAGGUUGGAUUACGUUCGACGGUGCUGCGACCAUUACACGGACAGGGGUCAACUUUGCCAACGGUCAGACAUUCUCCAUCUCGCUUGACGAGAUUGAUGUCAUAGACGAGCUGGGUAAGGGGAACUACGGGACCGUGUACAAGGUCCGGCAUGCUCGGCCAAAGGCACCGCGGUUUGGCCAGGGGCUGAGCCAAUUCAAGCCAUCCCUUUCCCUCCAGUCCUCCACAUCAUCGAGCGAGUUAGAUGACGCGGCAAGCGACACUUCGCUAGCCGGGGGCGGCGGGCGGACAACAUCCGGGGUGGUCAUGGCGAUGAAAGAGAUUCGGCUGGAGCUGGAUGAGGCGAAAUUCACCACAAUCCUCAAGGAGCUCGUGAUUCUGCACGAGUGCGUCUCACCCUACAUCAUCGACUUUUACGGUGCAUUCUACCAAGAAGGUGCAGUUUACAUGUGCAUCGAGUACAUGGACGGCGGCAGCAUCGACAAGUUGUACGUGGGCGGGAUCCCCGAAAACGUGCUGCGCAAAAUCACCUUUGCCACCAUUGUCGGCCUCAAGACCCUCAAGGACGACCAUAACAUCAUCCACCGCGACGUCAAGCCCACCAACAUCCUUGUCAACACCAACGGCCAGGUCAAGAUCUGCGAUUUCGGCGUCUCGGGCAACCUAGUCGCGAGCAUCGCCAAGACCAACAUUGGCUGCCAGAGCUACAUGGCCCCUGAGCGUAUCAGCGGUGGCGCCCUGGCGGCUGGCGCAGCGGGUGCCGCGGCCGGAACGUACAACGUGCAGAGCGACAUUUGGAGUCUCGGGCUGACUAUCAUCGAGUGUGCGAUGGGGAAGUACCCCUAUCCACCCGAGGUGUCGAGCACCAUUUUCAGCCAACUGAGCGCCAUCGUCGAAGGCGACCCGCCAGAUCUCCCCUCCGAAGGCUACUCCGCCCAAGCCCAAGAUUUCGUCCGCUCCUGCCUCAACAAGAACCCCCAUCAGCGCCACACCUACCCCAUGCUUCUCUCCCAUCCAUGGAUCAAAGCCCUGGGCAAGCCGGAAACCAUCGCCGAAGACGCCGAGGCCGAGGACGCCGCGGCAUACGACACCCUCGCGAACGCGGCGGGUGCGCUGAACCUGAAUAACCCGUCGGGUCGGGUGGCGGAGGGGGAUUACGAGGUCGGCGCGUGGGUCAAGGAUGUGCUGGAGCGGAAGAAGAGUGGGCUGCUGCCGCGCGGUGCGGAGAAACCGGCGUUGCAUGCGGCGCCGCUGAAUUCGGUCAGUCCGGUGGGAAGCCCGUUGGCGAUGCCAUGA
This is a messenger RNA of Dichotomopilus funicola, 2055 nucleotides long. RefSeq names its product kinase-like domain-containing protein. Lineage: Eukaryota; Fungi; Ascomycota; Sordariomycetes; Sordariales; Chaetomiaceae. The transcript is spliced from 2 exons. Gene Ontology annotation, molecular function: MAP kinase kinase activity; ATP binding. The coding region runs from base 1 to 2055 and encodes 684 amino acids. The record is from RefSeq and is a predicted model, not a curated record. Gene Ontology annotation, biological process: protein phosphorylation; MAPK cascade; cellular hyperosmotic response.